This is a messenger RNA of Physella acuta, 1835 nucleotides long. RefSeq names its product calcium and integrin-binding protein 1. Lineage: Eukaryota; Metazoa; Mollusca; Gastropoda; Physidae. Gene Ontology annotation, molecular function: magnesium ion binding; calcium ion binding. The record is from RefSeq and is a predicted model, not a curated record.
ACAGUAAACACAAUUCCAUAAACUUCCUGCUUACAAAAAUAACAACAGCUGUAUUGAAUUGUGUUUACUCGUCAUUGUAGUUUCAUUGAUUAAUAUAUAGAUCUAUAUAAUCUAUAUUAAUAUAGAUCUAUUGUUACUCAUUUGAAUUUAUAUCCUCUAGAUUCUACUUCUGACAAAGACAGAGUCUAACUCUAACUUAAGGACUUAAGCCAAGGUCUACUUUUAAUUUUACUGUGUGUUGACUCCACCUUUUUUUUUAUUUACUCUAAGUUAGUUAACUUAGUUAAGUUAUAAAAAAUGGGAGGAACUCAGAGUGUCUUUACAGAAGAUGAGCUAGAUGAUUAUCAGACUUUGACAUACUUGUCUAAAAAGGAGAUACUGCUCGUCCAUAAAAGGUUUAAGUCCUUAGACCCUGCAGUUGUUGAAGCAGAUAAAAAUGCUAAACUACCAAUAGAGAAGAUACGAGAGCUUCCAGAACUGAAGGUUAAUCCAUUUAAAGACCAAAUAUGUAAAGUUUUUUCAUCUUCUCCUGAUGGCAUGACCUUUGAAGAUUUUCUGGAUAUGAUGUCUGUCUUCAGUGAUGGAGCUCCCAAAAGUGUCAAAGUAGAAUACGCUUUUAGAGUAUAUGACUUUGAUGGAGAUGAUAUGAUAUCUGACAGUGACCUGAAACAAGUAAUUGAGAGCCUGAUAGGAUCUAAUCAUCUGACUGAAGAUGAGAUGCAACAGCUUAUAGACAGUAUUAUGGAGGAGGCUGACCUGGAUGAUGACAAAACCCUUUCAUUUGCUGAAUUUGAACAUGUUAUUUCCAAGGCGCCAGAUUUUGUUAACUCAUUUAGAAUCCGAAUGUGAUUAGAGUUGGACCUAAAUGUGCAUUUAAUCCAAAUAUUUAUUUGUAUACCUAAAAAUAGCAUUGGAAUUUCCAAUUUUAAGCAUUGCUUUAAGUACAUUCUCUAUUUAUAAUUGGCAGCUGGUUUACUACUUUGUUUAGACUGCCUUACCUUUAAUGUUUACAAAAAAAACAAAAAGCAUUGUCUUGCCAAUAUUGGUAUUUGUUUUGAUUUGUUUCACCUGUGAUUUCAAUCCACCACCUCUUCUCUAGAAGAGAAUCCAGAUCCGUGCUCUUAAUGUUAUUUAUUAUUGUUUGUUUCUGUGCCUUCAAAAUCUUGCAGACCAUUUUGUAUUCCUUUUGGAUUUUUAAGAUGAUCUGUGGAAUAUACUUAUACUAUCUUGUAAUUUGUAUUACUUGAUUGUAAAUAUUUAGUGUUCAUUUGCUAUUCUUCUGAAUGAUUUAUUUUCUUAUUUUUCAAAUUAUUAUUGGCUACUGGUGAAGUGACAACAUAAGUUUAUUAAAUUAUAAAAAUCCAAGUGUAUAAGUUUUCCAUAAAUAAAAAUGUAUGAAAAACAACGAAAAAUAGAUCAAGUACUUAUUCUAAAAACCUCACUGAUACCAAUACUUUAUUUUCUACACAUUAUUCUUGAUUGACCUUUAUUGAAUCAUGUAGAUCUAUAUUUAGAAAAUUAGGAAAUAAUAUUUUAGUUGCAAAAAGUUUUUGUGACUUUUAGUUUUUCUAAUUCAACCCAAAGUUUUCAUUUAUGAAUUAUUUUUUUAAAAUGUGAUAUUGUAAAAUAUUUUAGGAAAACAUUUUUAAAAAGAUUUUAAGUUCUACUAUGUAAAUUGUAAUAUUUGUUUGUUAGCUAUAAUCAAAUCUCCUAUCAUAAAUACAUUUAUUUUAUAACUACAUAUUUUCAGCAUUUAAAGUUUCAAUGUUUCAAUUUCAAAUUGUUUAUAUUUAUGCCAUGUCUUCAAAUUAUGAUUUUAACUUGACUGUAUAUUU